CCGAGCGGCGCGGGCGGCGCGUCCCCAGCGCAGUGCCCAGCAGCCGGCGGCUCCGGAGCAGUGGCCGGGCCACACCGGUCCCCGCGCACAGGACCCCGCCGUCUCGCCCUCCCCGCGCUCGCCAUGUCCUACCCACAGUUUGGAUACCCCUACUCCUCGGCACCCCAGUUCCUGAUGGCCACCAACUCCCUCAGCACGUGCUGCGAGUCAGGGGGCCGCACGCUGGCGGACUCCGGGCCCGCCGCCUCGGCUCAGGCGCCGGUCUACUGCCCGGUCUACGAGAGCCGGCUGCUGGCCACGGCGCGCCACGAGCUCAACUCGGCCGCGGCGCUGAGCGUGUACGGGGGGCCCUACGGGGGCUCGCAGGGCUACGGCAACUACGUGACCUACGGCUCCGAGGCCUCCGCCUUCUACUCGCUGAACGGCUUCGACUCCAAGGACGCGCCGGGAUCCGCGCAUGCGGGCCUCGCGCCCGCCGCCGCCGCCGCCGCCGCCUAUUACCCCUACGAGCCCGCGCUGGGCCAGUACGCCUACGACAGGUACAGCACCAUGGACAGCGGCACGCGGCGCAAGAACGCCACGCGCGAGACCACGAGCACGCUCAAGGCCUGGCUGCAGGAGCACCGCAAGAACCCCUACCCCACCAAGGGCGAGAAGAUCAUGCUGGCCAUCAUCACCAAGAUGACCCUCACCCAGGUGUCCACCUGGUUCGCCAACGCGCGCCGGCGCCUCAAGAAGGAGAACAAGAUGACGUGGCCGCCCAGGAACAAGUGUGCGGAUGAGAAGCGGCCCUACGGGGAGGGCGAGGAGGACGACGGGGCCGAGGAGGACGCCCGGGACGAGCCGCUCAAGGGCGCCAAGAACGAAGAGUCGGUUGGCAAAGAGGAGAAGGAUCUAGAGCUCAGCGACUUGGAGGACUUCGACCCGCUGGAGGCCGAGCCCCCAGAGUGUGAGCUGAAGCCUCCCUUCCAGCCCCUGGACAGUGGUCUGGAGCACUCUACCGCGACGGACGGCCCCAGUGCCCCCGGAAAAGAGGCCUCGGGUGCCCUCCGGAUGCCCCUGGCCGGUGGUGGCGGGGCCGCCCUGGACCAGGACCUGGAGAGGGCCAGGAGCUGCCUCCGGAGCGUGGCAGCGGGGCCGGAGCAGCAGCCGGGUUCCGGAGGUGGCCCGCAGGCCUGCGAGGCCAAGCUGGGCUUUGCGCAGGCCGGGGCGACAGCGGGCCUCGAGGUCAAGCCGCGCAUCUGGUCCCUGGCGCACACGGCGACCGCAGCCGCUGUCACCAACCUGAGCCAGACUGAGUUUCCGUCGUGCAUGCUCAAGCGCCAAGGCUCCGUCGCCUCUGCGACCGUCUCAGCUGUCUCGUUGGCGCCCGCCUCGUCCUCGCCUGCGGCCCCGGCCUCCACCGGUGCCCUGGACAGGCACCAGGACUCCCCGGUAACCAGUCUCAGAAACUGGGUAGACGGAGUCUUCCAUGACCCCAUCCUCAGGCACAGCACUUUGAACCAGGCCUGGGCCACCGCCAAGGGUGCCCUCCUGGACCCGGGGCCGCUAGGACGCUCGCUGGGGGCGGGCACCAACGUGCUGACGUCGCCCCUGGCGCGCACUUUCCCGCCUGCCGCGCCCCAGGACGCCCCGGCAACUGGCGCUGCCAAGGAGCUGCUGGCGGUGCCCAAGGCCGGUGGGAAGCCCUUCUGCGUGUAACUCGGCGAGACCACUGGGCCCGGGACAGAGCCAGUGCUCAGGCUGCAGGCUGGCACGCUGAAGACUUUUUUUCUACCAAGUUUCCAAAGCUAGGCGAGAGCGCAGCAAAGCUCAGGCCACCCACCCACGUUGGAGGGAAGAUCUGAACUGGGUCUUCGGGGACCACGGGCGAGCCCUGGGAUCUGUCUCGUCAGGCCCACCGACCACCCUGGCCAUUUCCAAA
Messenger RNA from Hipposideros armiger (great roundleaf bat), 1924 nucleotides. RefSeq names its product iroquois-class homeodomain protein IRX-4. NCBI's taxonomy places the organism in Eukaryota, Metazoa, Chordata, Mammalia, Chiroptera, Hipposideridae. Gene Ontology annotation, cellular component: nucleus. The transcript has 6 exons. The coding region runs from base 124 to 1701 and encodes 525 amino acids. Gene Ontology annotation, molecular function: RNA polymerase II cis-regulatory region sequence-specific DNA binding; DNA-binding transcription factor activity, RNA polymerase II-specific. The record is from RefSeq and is a predicted model, not a curated record. Gene Ontology annotation, biological process: regulation of transcription by RNA polymerase II; neuron differentiation; cell development.